AGAAUAUUAAUGAAGUUGGAAAAGAGAUUUGUUUGUGUGCUCAUUACAAAGAAUUUUUUGUGUUAUUUGCAGUAUGAAAUCUGGAGGUUGAGAGAGGAUACGAAACUACUGGAGUUAUAAAGCUUAGAAGAGGAGCAAGAGUUCUAAGAUUUUUUGGGAGUGUAUGUAAUGCGCGAACAAAAACCACACAGUAUUUAGUUGCAGUUCGAUAUUUGUUCACAGAAGAUAAAUAGCACUUGAUUUAUUUUUAUAGUAAUUGACGCCAUGGCCUUAUUUUUUCAUUAUAAGAAAAAAGAAAGACGUCUCAUUAGAGCUGGUUUUCUGAUAGCCAUUGUCUUAGUUUUGAUUGAAAAUUUUCAAAAACAAUCAUACUUCAAUGGAUACGUUACAAAUGUUUCUGUAGCUAAAAUAUCCUCAUUUGAAGAAACCCCAAAUUUUACAACAUCUGACAAAAGUGGACGUUUCUUAAAGCGACUUAAAAAGCAAACUAAAAAAUGUGUUCGUUGUUCUUCAUCCUUUUCUUGGAAACGAAUUUCAAACACAAUCAGUGUUUUCUCAUCUUAUUACGAUAAGCGUUUUUUACAAACAGUCCGUUACGGAAAUUUCAAAAGAAGUGUGGUGGUCUUAGGCUACGAAAUGGGCAAACUCGACAAUGCAUUGUUCUGUGGUUUUAUAAUGAAUGGGAACCAAAGAGUCAUAGAAAAAAAACCUGCUUUUGGUGUCAUUUUAGCGGAGUUCUGGAAGUCUAAAGUUGACAGAGCUUUGCUAUUGGCCAUCCAUGAUUGCGUCUACCGCAACAUGUUUUGGACUAAGUAUUUGGUACUUUGUGACUUGGACGAAGUAAUAAUGCCCAAAAAUGGUCUGAAAUGGAAAGAACUGAUGCUCAAAGUAGAGGACAGCAAAAUCGCUCAUUUUACAUUUCAACAUUUGGGUUUCCAUAGGAACGUUAACAAAAAAACUGAAUUUAUACAUUGUCCUGGUAAAACUAAAUUAAAGUACAAGGUUCCACGAUUUUUUGCAACUUAUAACAGAUCAAACAGUGUCCUCGGUGGUAAUCUUCGUGCAAAAUCAAUAGCAAAGCCCCUUUACACUGCUACUUGUCGCGUACAUAUUUGGCGAUGGAUGAUGAAAGGCUAUAGGUCAUACCAAGUACCGACUAAUAUGGCCGUAAUGAGGCAUUACAGGGACAAGGAUAUUGAAAAUUUGAGCACUAACAGCACAAGUUUAGAUUAUGGUAUGAAUGCACUCAAGUCUCAGGUGAUAAAAGCCAUAGAAAGACAAUUUUGCGAGAAUGUAAAACCCUUUUACACGUAAGAGGUAUAUUUUUCGGAAACUCGUAGGUGAAUCAUUUAAUAUUAUUGUCGGAGUAUUGCAAAGUGGUAAAUUUAAACGACUUGCUCUCUGUAAACAAGGCUUGAUCAAUAUAUUAAUAAUCUGAACUCGCCAGUUUCUUUUCAUAACACCUUAUCAAUUUGCAAGAAGAAUAUUAAACAUCGAGCAUAAAAAGUUGUUGUUACUACGAAAGAGAUUCAUAUUUUUUGGCUGGUUGGGUGGAUUUUUUUUGCAAAUUUUAUCUAAAGCUAAAAUAUUUCAAGAAUUAAAGAUAUUCAUAACUUUA
Messenger RNA from Xenia sp. Carnegie-2017, 1618 nucleotides. RefSeq lists its product as uncharacterized. The transcript has 4 exons. The record is from RefSeq and is a predicted model, not a curated record. Bases 265 to 1314 code for a protein of 349 amino acids. NCBI's taxonomy places the organism in Eukaryota, Metazoa, Cnidaria, Anthozoa, Malacalcyonacea, Xeniidae.